Closterium sp. Naga37s-1 is the source of this 1065-nucleotide messenger RNA. The record is from the annotation of a GenBank genome assembly. Lineage: Eukaryota; Viridiplantae; Streptophyta; Zygnematophyceae; Desmidiales; Closteriaceae.
AUGAUCAUGCAUUACAUUACUCCGAAAGAAAGCGUGAUUCUUAACGUUCUCGCAGCUGAGGUGGAUUUCACUACAUGCGAGUCCAUUGUGAUGUCGCAAGAGGUUGAUGAGGAUGGCGAUCGCACCCUGGCUGUCGUCACCAAGGUCGACCGGGCUCCUGAUGGCCUCUACGAGAAGAUCCAAGGAGAUUCAGUGCGCAUUGGACUUGGCUACGUGUGUGUCCGGAACAAGACUGACGCUGACGCUUCUCAUGAGGAUGCAAGAAGGGCAGAAGAGGCCUUUUUCAACAAUCAUCCAGAAUUGUGCCAGAUCGAGGCCCAUUCCCGUGGAAUUCCAGCCCUGGCUCAACGCCUGACGGAAAUUCAGGCCAAGCGAGUUGCAGACAGCAUUCCAAGGAUCAGGCAGGCCAUCCAGAAGGCACUUGCUGCAAAGGAGUCUGAACUGCAGACCAUUCCGUUUGCAGCCACAUCGAACGCCGCAGCAUUGGGGGUAAUUUCUUCAACGAUUCAGAAGAGACGGGACAUGAUGAGUGGGGUCAUCAGUGGGAGGUAUGGCCCAUUCCAGGGCGAUGAUGAGAUGCACUACGCUGCCAGGCUGCACGAGAAGUUCAACGACUUUGAGGCUAAGAUGCGGAAGGUUCUCCCAAAUUUCCUUGGGAAAGACUACACUGAAAGGUGCAAGGAGGCUCUGAAAGAGGUGGCUGGGGUUUCGCUCCCGAACAUGCUGGAUCAGGCUAUGGUGAAGCAGCUUGUUCAGGAGGUGGUGGACAGCAUUGAAGGGCCGUGCCUGCUGCUGGUGAAUGAUUGUUUCGCCUAUGCAACCGAGGUGCAGCAGGCUGUGGCGUCACAUGUGUGUGGGAUGUACCCUGGACUGAACAACGUGGUUCAUCUCCAAGAUGGCGCUGUAUGGGGGGAGAUUCAUGGUGGGGACGUAUCCAAGAUUGCAGCUCUCAAGGCUGUGGAUGAGCAGCGUAGGGAUCGAUUGGAGGGGAGUGUGAAAAAGCUGAAGGCAUCUGAAUCCACGCUACUGGGCCUUGCAUUUGAUGCGCCCAGGCUGCUAACCUAG